AUGCCACAGAGCACUUCCUACAGCUGCAUGGGGUACAUGCUGUUGGUACUUUGCAGCCUGAGGGCUAACCUCGCCUUUCCAAACUCCUCUCCACUGCUGAAUCCCAGCUGGGGGAAUGGAGAUCACCUGAUGCACCUCUACACAGAUACAGAGAGGAACAGCUUCCAUCUCCAAAUCAAUGCUGAUGGCUACAUUGAUGGUGCUCCUCACCAAACCAUUUACAGUGCCCUGAUGAUCAAAUCCAAGGGUGCUGGCUCAGUAAUAAUCACGGGUGUGAAGAGUGGACGCUACCUAUGCAUGGACAUGAGAGGAAACAUUUUUGGUUCACAUUACUUCAGUCAAGAGGACUGUGUGUUCAGCCACAGGACACUGGAAAAUGGAUAUGAUGUGUACCAAUCUCCCAAACACAACUUCCUGGUUAGCUUAGGCAGAGUUAAACAAGCUUUCUUCCCUGGUAUGAAUCCACCGCCAUACUCUCAGUUUUUGUCCAGGAGAAAUGAAAUCCCUCUGUUUCGAUUCAACACGCCUGAGCCUCACAGGAAUACUAGAAGUGCAGAUAUUGAUCCAAUGGAUCCUCAUCAAAUCCUGGUCCCGCAGAGAAAGAUCUCCACGUUCAGAUCUUCAUUGCAUCAGCAAACAGACUUUUCCCACAUGCCCAGAGAGCCCAUGAGAAUAAACCAGAACGACGUGGUCAACCCAGAUGACCCACACGCUAUGAUGGAUGCCAGGAGGUACCCAAGCCCUCGCUUUUAUGGUACAAGAUAA
This is a messenger RNA of Colius striatus (speckled mousebird), 765 nucleotides long. RefSeq names its product fibroblast growth factor 23 (gene FGF23). The transcript has 3 exons. The coding region runs from base 1 to 765 and encodes 254 amino acids. Gene Ontology annotation, biological process: fibroblast growth factor receptor signaling pathway; positive regulation of protein phosphorylation; animal organ morphogenesis. Lineage: Eukaryota; Metazoa; Chordata; Aves; Coliiformes; Coliidae. Gene Ontology annotation, molecular function: type 1 fibroblast growth factor receptor binding; growth factor activity. The record is from RefSeq and is a predicted model, not a curated record. Gene Ontology annotation, cellular component: cytoplasm.